Funneliformis caledonium is the source of this 169-nucleotide messenger RNA. The record is from the annotation of a GenBank genome assembly. Lineage: Eukaryota; Fungi; Glomeromycota; Glomeromycetes; Glomerales; Glomeraceae.
AUGGAGAAAAAUGAACGAGAAGAUACAGAAGAUAAUGGUUCCUGGGAAGAAGAUGAAAUAAAUGAAAGCCAUCAAAGGAGAAAAAAGAAGGUUGGCUGUUCAUACCUAGGAAAUGCUGGAUGGGCAAGACAAACGGUUAUUGCACCUGGAGAUGGGCACCUGCUAGAUU